This is a messenger RNA of Anopheles coluzzii, 1154 nucleotides long. RefSeq names its product methionine aminopeptidase 1D, mitochondrial. The record is from RefSeq and is a predicted model, not a curated record. Gene Ontology annotation, biological process: proteolysis. NCBI's taxonomy places the organism in Eukaryota, Metazoa, Arthropoda, Insecta, Diptera, Culicidae. Gene Ontology annotation, molecular function: metalloaminopeptidase activity. The transcript is spliced from 4 exons. The coding region runs from base 151 to 1110 and encodes 319 amino acids.
AAAACAGAAGCUGUUUUUCCAAUUCACGUGCAGAAGAGCCCUGCCCAAAGCCAAGCUAGAGUUUGUUAUCAUUUUGUAUUACCGGCUGGGUGUUGUUAUUGUUGUCAAGUUGUAUCAUAAAUUGGAUUUCUAAGCGGAAGUAGAUUCAUAAUGCUGUUUAGCUCUACGCUAUUAAAACAAGGACUGCAAACAUGGAGAACCAACUGGUGCCGAACGUUUUUUGGUAGAAGGAAAACACCCGACCUUGGAACGUGUAAUAUCAUCACAGAAGUUGGAAACGUUUCCCCGGAAAGAGCGGUCCCAGAGCACAUCGUCAAACCGCCUUACUAUUAUGUGCGCAAUUCACCCAGCACCGGCGAAGGGCAGCCAGAAAUUAAGACACGCGAACAGAUCACCGGUAUGCGAGAAAGCUGCCGAUUGGCCGCAACCAUAUUGAACAGUGCUUGCUCGUUUGCUAAGGCUGGAGUGACUACAGACGAAAUAGACGGCUUUGUGCACGAAGAAACGAUCAAAGCGAACGCAUAUCCUUCCCCCUUGCGGUACUUGGGCUUUCCCAAAUCCGUGUGCACCUCCGUGAACAACGUGGCCUGCCACGGCAUUCCGGACGAUCGGAAGCUGCUUGAUGGAGACAUCGUCAACAUCGAUAUUACGGUGUUUUUCAACGGCUACCACGGUGACUGUUCGCGAAUGGUGCUGGUAGGCAAUGUAGACGAGCGGGGAAAAUAUCUGGUGGAAUGCACCGAACAAUGCUUGGCGGAAGCGAUUCUUUGCUGUGGUCCUGGGCAACCAAUAUGCGUGAUUGGCAAAUCGAUCGACAAAUACGCCAAACGCAAAAAGUUGUCGGUAAUGCCAGCUUUUGCUGGCCAUGGGAUCGGUAGCUAUUUCCAUGGGCCGCCUAACAUUCUACAUUUCGACAAUGAUUUUCCAGGCGUAAUGAUUCCCGGCAUGACGUUCACCAUUGAGCCUGUGCUGUCGCUGGGCACGUGUGAGGCCGAAAUUCUGGAGGACGCGUGGACCGCCGUGUCCACCGAUAAUGCACGCAGUGCCCAGUUUGAACACACAGUUCUCAUAACGGAUGAAGGCUGUGAAGUGCUAACGGUAGCGAGUUGAUGAGAAAGAGCUGAAUAAAAAGUGAGAUUGUUGCAAAUGGUUAA